AUGCUGAGACAAAUGCAGCUACGUCUGAGCGGCCACCUCGUGCGCAUGGACGACGAGCGACUACCCAAACGACUCUUCUACGGAGACGUCGCGACGGGUUCUCGCCGUCAAGAAGGCCAAAUUCGUCGAUACAAGGAUACCCUGAAGUCCGCCCUGAAGCGUCUGCAAAUUAGCCCGACCAACUGGGAAGACCUCGCUCACAACCGACCGACCUGGAGGAAGACAGUGAAGAUGAGCGCUGCGAUCUACGCAGCCAACCGUAUCGCCGCCGCCAAAGUCAAAUGCGAUGCGUGCAAAUUACAGCUGCGCCCACUCCGGAACGCGGAAGCACAACCGCUUCCAACCUGUCCUCGCGGUCAACGGACAUUCCGGGCACGAAUUGGACUUACUAGACACCUUCGGAUCAACUGCGCUUCCCGGACCACACCAACCGUUGUCUGUCCCUCCCUCCGCCCGCCUCUUCCUCGUCCUCUCCUCCACCGACUAACUUUGACUGCUCCUCCGCACUCCUCGUCCUUCUCCUCCACUGCCCCAACGACGGCCGCUCUGGCGGCUGUCACGCACAUCCACAACCCUGACACACCAACAGACAUCACCCGUAGAACCUCCGACUCUAGAGGUAAGGCACCAACCAACCCCCUUCGCACUCGACUCCACUGCCCACACUGUCUCCGCACAUUCACGCAUCGCAUGGGCCUACUCGGACACAUGCGCAUCCAUGAGAGCGGAACUGACCGCAGUCCCGACACACCUACCACAUCCAACACACCCACCAUUCCCAGCCCCACCUUCGCUUCAUCGCUCUGUGCGCCUAUCGUCACCACCAACGCCUACGUAGCCGACACUGACGCCGCCGACUUCUCACGCCCACACUGUUCCCGCACAUUCCCCUUCUCGCAUCGGCCUGGUCGGCCACUUGUGAAUUCAUCGCACAGAGCCUGGCCAACCAGUGUCUGGGUCACUCAUCUACACCCACCGCACUCGCCUCCACUGCCCACACUGUCCCCGCACAUUCACUCGUCGCACGGGCCUACUCGACCACAUGCGCAUUCACGAAAACUUGCGGUAGACAACCGCCGGCCGCACCACACCAUCACACCCUUCUCCCCCCUCCUUCCCUCCCUCACCACCACCCCACCACACAUCAACACUCACCCACCGCAAACUACGCAAAUAGUUUCAUCAGCCGCUGCAUACCCACGUACCCACGACGGAAAAACGGCAGAGGAUGCCAACAAUUUGGCCCUCACUACCGUCCAUAAAGAAUGUGUUCGAGGCCACAGAGCGCAUUGCGUCAGAGUUAGGCGCGGACAUCGCUCAUUGUCUGGCGGCAAUCAUGUGUAGCAGUAUCAUAAAAAUGAAGGAUCGGUUGACGCAGGUGAGCAGUCGGGCGUAAUCUAUCAAAUUCCGUGCCAUAACUGCCCUUGCCAUUACACAGGCCAAACAGGGCGACAGAUCAGCUCAAAAAUACUUCAGCACAAACGGGCCGUUCGAAGAGGCGACCCACUAUCUCAAUUCGGCACUCAAACGCUGGAGGAAGGCCAUGAGUUCGAUUUCGCCAACACGCGGAUAUUGGCGCGAGCCGGCAACAAGACGGGUCGACAACUGUUGGAGGCGUGGGUGUCGGACACCAACUCUAUCAAUAGACACGUUGAGUGGCCGGCGUGUUAUCACGUACUCCGCCCACGCAGCCAGGUGGCGCAGCUCACAUCGCCGCAAAGUACAAACCCGGUCACCACGCCUGGGGGCCGUGGGCCAGGCAGCACAAAUCAGACCUAGCCACGGACGUAGUUCCCUCUCCCCCCUUACGACACAAUGAUAUAAAUGUUCACACGUUGCUGCACUCUAGCAGUGUCCGAUGGUGAACUCUUGUUCGAGUUCGAAAGCUGAGGCCAAUGAAUCUACCGCCUCAGUGAUCGUGCAUUCGUCUUCUUUUAAAUAAAGUUUAACUGUUAAACCAAAACACACAAUACUUGGUAAACAAGCAAGUACUUGUCGGAAAAAUUGACCAGGAUGACAGCUCAGUUUACGAGAUGAGGGGAACGAGGAAAAUCUUGAUUAAAUUUGCUAUCUUCUCUCUCAAUUAACUUCCACUGUCCCGAAUCGCGCACUAUGGUUUGCUCAAGAGCAAUGCGAGCAGAGCAAACGCAUUUCUUUAAGCUCUAUGACCACAACGAAGUUCUUAAUAGAGUUUAAGUGACUGACUGCAAAGGUCUCGUUUCUAGUUGCAUUGACUCGCAUGAACGUGCAGUUUACAAAUGCAACCUUAAUUCAGGAUGGAAUAUGGGGAUUAGUUUGGUAGUACUCUAAGUCGGGCAUGUUGUAGUCUUUAGUCGUGUCCUGCAGGGAAAGUCUCGAAAGUCUGUUAAGUAAUCCAGUUGAUCUGGAAAUGCUUCGAUGGAGACCACUCAUUGAGGUAAGCUUUAAGUUAGAAAUAAGGUUUCACAAAUCUAAUCUCAGCACUGAAGAUAUUCGUCUGAUUUUGCCUUGCAAAUCUAAUCCAGAUCCCUCAUGGUUGUCGAUAAAUGAUUCAGAAGAAAUAAUAAAAACAAAGCAGACCGAGGUGGCCAGUUCUGAAUUAUUGACUGCCAUCAGACAGCCAUGGCUUUUCAGACAACCAGCCGAGGCUGAUCAGCACCCCGUAGAGAGUGGCGAGUACGAAAGGGUGCGUCUGCAUCAGACUGGGGUCGAUCGCCCUCGCAGUGCUGCAUGCUCUGCUACCGCUCCACCGCCAGUGGACUCUGCCGUCGUCAUCGUCGCGCUACCCCGGGAAGUAGCUGUCAUGCCCCAUUUACAGGCGGAAACGACCUGUCAGGAUGCAGAAGGCUCUCGUGACUGUCCUGGCGCUGUGAGUACAUAG
This is a messenger RNA of Spirometra erinaceieuropaei, 2860 nucleotides long. The record is from the annotation of a GenBank genome assembly. NCBI's taxonomy places the organism in Eukaryota, Metazoa, Platyhelminthes, Cestoda, Diphyllobothriidea, Diphyllobothriidae.